This is a messenger RNA of Pieris macdunnoughi, 1203 nucleotides long. The record is from the annotation of a GenBank genome assembly. Lineage: Eukaryota; Metazoa; Arthropoda; Insecta; Lepidoptera; Pieridae.
AUGCUUAGGCGAAUUUCUAGAAUUGGUUACAAUACUUCUAUACAAAAGGAAUUUAUAAGACAAAAAAUUGUUAGCCCGGCUUCACUUUUAAAUCCUGCUGAUAAAUUAAAACUAUAUAACAAGGAAAAUAAAGAACUAUUUGGUCCCUUGUUGGAAACGAAUAAGCAGAAGAAAAGUAGAUUGAAAAAAGAAGCUAAAAAUAGCACACAUCAAAACAGAGCAAAAGUUCAGAGUGACAGUGUAGAAAAGUUUUGCCACUCAGCAGCAAGAAGUCUUUUUAGCAGUGUGAGUUCAUUAAUUGCACCAGUCUACAAUUCAUCUGUGUUUCCAAUUAUAAAUAAAAACAAGAUGUACCAGAAUACAAGAAAUUUAUUGAAUGCUACUGGUGUAGUGUAUAACAUUGCUGUGAGAAGCAUAAAAACUUCAUCUGUUGCAAAUGCAACUAAGAGUUUUCCUGCUGAGCCAGGAUUUGCUAGUGAGGACAAAAUUCUUCAAAUUAGGCAACAUCAAAAUGAUUAUACUAAACAAUUCCCAUCUGUUACUUUAAUUCUUAACAAGACAAUGACAGAGGAGUCAAGAAAAGCAUUAGAAAAAUGGAAGAAGGAAAGGAUUGAAGAAAUGGGUCUAGAGGAGUUUAAUAGGUAUAAUGAAGCACAAAUGGCAGUUGGUACAAAGUUCCACAGUACACUAAAGAACUAUUUUACUCAGCCGCAAACACAAUUACGAAUUGAAAAAGAUGUAGAAGGGGUUUGGGUGUCUGUAGCCGAGGUAUUGAAACAUAUAUCUUCACCUAAGGCAAUAGAAUCCAAUGUUGUACAUCCUGUACUGAAAUAUAGAGGGGUGUUUGAUGCCAUUGCUGAUUAUGAAGAUAAACCAACACUAAUUGAAUGGAAGAAAUCGGACAAGCCUCGGAAAUCCAUAGCCCUAACUUAUGACAAUCCUGUCCAACUAGCGGCUUACUUUGGAGCUGUGUGCAAUGACCUUAACUACAAACAUUUGAAUGUACGAGAUGCUUUGUUGGUCAUAGCCUACACCGAUGGUUCUAAAGCAGAUUUUUAUCAUUUACACACAGAUAAAUUAAGAGAACACUGGGCACAAUGGUUGAUAAGAUUAGAAGAAUAUAUGAAAAAAUUCAAUAAUGAAUCUGAGAAACAAUUGAAGGGUGGGAAACGCCUGUUUGAGACGGAGAUUGGGAACCUCUAA